Porites evermanni is the source of this 2101-nucleotide messenger RNA. NCBI's taxonomy places the organism in Eukaryota, Metazoa, Cnidaria, Anthozoa, Scleractinia, Poritidae. The record is from the annotation of a GenBank genome assembly.
AUGGCUGGUCCACUUUUCCUUGGAUUUGACUUGAGUACGCAACAACUAAAGGCGUUAGCUAUUGACAGUGAUCUAAAUGUUGCGACGGAAGCUUCCGUCCAGUUCGAUAAUGACCUUCCAGAGUUCAAAACGCAAGGCGGAGUUCAUAAACAAGAGGAUAGCCUUACUGUUACCGCCCCGACGUUGCUGUGGGUGAAGGCGUUAGAUCUUGUCCUGCAAAGACUGAAAGAAAAAGGCCUAGAAUUUAGAUCUGUAGCAUGUGUUUCAGGGACAGGCCAACAACAUGGAAGUGUUUAUUGGAAGAAAGGAGCGAAAGAAAUAUUGAGAACUUUGAAAAGUGGAAAAUCCUUGUAUGAGCAGCUUAAGGUAGGGCAUUUCUCCCCUUCCUGGGGGUCCUGUAUAAAGAUUUGUGUAAUACCCCCCUGUGGGGUGGGGUACUCCCACAUGUGUGGUUUUUGCACUGUUUUGGUCUUAAAACGGGUAUAGACUUUGCCCAUUUUGGUCUGGAAUCAGGUAUGGUUUUCGAGGGAACUACGGGAGUGCAAUGAACGUAUUUACCUUGAAAACAUUUAGGCGAUGGGUUCCCAAGAAUUUUCAUGAAACAAAAAAUUGUUACCGAUUGUUUCCCAUGAUCUCUGGGCAUGGAACCGAAAAAAGUUUUCCAUGGGAUUUAAAAUCCUAGGGCUUGCGGCUGUUGGUUGUAAUUGGUUGAUUUCGAUCUAUGUUGUUUAUUUCAAUUAUGAUUGACAACUAACUUUCUCGCAAUGUAUUAGUAUUUCCCGUAAUCUGAUUGGCCAACUGUGUCUAGUUGGCCCUGGUUAUAGUAGUCGCACUGUAAUUUCUUGAAAAUGGAAAACUGUAGAUUUCAUACAUGUACAUGUAUGUUAGUUUGUUGUUAGUUGUAAUCAAGCCAGGAUUAGGAAAAUGCAUAAUGCACUAUAUGCAACAUUAUUAUAGUUUACAUUUUACUUACUAUCUUUUUUUCUCAUUGACUAAGAGUCUACAGUUAAAUUUGGAAAACAGCAUAACCUUAAAAUUAGUUAUCUGCGAGCAGAUAACUGACUAAUCAUUAGGUUAGCCUGUGCAGUGCAUGAUUUCCAAGACCAACGUCAAAUUGUGUUCUGUGUGAUGAUUCGUUUUCCGUUUUUGUAAUAAUAAUCCAAAACAAUCAAGGUACCCUGCUGGCAUGGGUACCGGAGGGUUUUUUCGGUGAUCACUAUAUAGACUUGACCAAAACUGGAAACUAUCACCAAUGAUAGGAUGGCUGUAUGGAGAGGAGAAGUUGUUACAUCACAUUGCCAUGGUAGCAAAAUAUCUGGAUUUCAACAAACCCUGGUCCUGCAAAUAAUAUGGCAGAAAUAAACAAAAAAAUGACUUUCCUGUGCAUGAUUCCACUCAGGAACAAAAUGGUAGCCCAUACUUUUCUCUCAUUGCUGGACAAAGCAAAUGCUGUGUCUGUCAAGAAAGACUGUUGAGAUCCGGAAAUUUUACUACCAUGGUAACAUGAUGUCACACUUCUCAUCUCUCUUAUUGGUAGGAAGUUUGCCUUUUGAGUGGCUUAUUAAUUUUAAGGAAGAUUGGUAUAUCAAUUUUUAGAGUUUAUUCUCACUUCCCGAGUUAGUACAGUCCACUCCCUAAGAUGGACACCUUUAGACCAGAACUAUGCGUCCAUCUUAAGGAAAUGUCCAUCUUAUUGAGAGGCAGGGACCAACUCUGGGUGUCUGUCUUAUAGAGGUGUCUGGUAAAAGAGAGUUGACUGUAUGAUGCUUCUAAUAAAACUGCAACUUGACUGUCAUUAAAUUUGAAAUAGGAUUCUUUUGCUGUCAGUGAAUCACCAAUUUGGAUGGAUUCAAGUACAGGGACACAGUGCCGAGCCCUAGAGGCUGCAGUAGGUGGGCCACAGAACCUGAGCAAUAUAACAGGAUCCAGGGCUUAUGAACGUUUCACAGGAAAUCAAAUUGCAAAAAUAUACCAGACAAAUUGUGAUGUAUAUAAUACUUGUGAAAGAAUAUCCUUGGUUAGCAGCUUUGUAGCAAGUCUUUUGAUUGGUGACUAUGCACCUAUAGACUACAGUGAUGGAUCUGGUAUGAACCUAAUGAAU